This is a messenger RNA of Paramormyrops kingsleyae, 2461 nucleotides long. RefSeq names its product cysteine-rich protein 2 (gene crip2). The record is from RefSeq and is a predicted model, not a curated record. Lineage: Eukaryota; Metazoa; Chordata; Actinopteri; Osteoglossiformes; Mormyridae.
CGAAGGCGGGGCCAUGCAAAGUACGCAAAGCCGCUUUCACGGGAUGCUCGGUCCGUAUAAUAAAAUCCGCGCCGAUAGGUGAGCGCUACAGCGGAGCAGCGUAAAGCACCGGCUUCAAGUAUCCUUUCACUUAUUAAAACAAUGGCAUCCAAGUGUCCCAAAUGCGACAAAACCGUCUAUUUCGCUGAGAAGGUGUCAUCCCUAGGGAAAGACUGGCACAAAUUCUGUCUGAAGUGUGAACGCUGUAGCAAGACCCUGACAGCAGGGGGCCACGCCGAGCAUGAUGGGAAACCCUACUGUCACAAGCCUUGCUAUGCUGCCCUCUAUGGACCAAAAGGCGUGAACAUCGGGGGUGCCGGCUCCUACGUAUAUGAGGCUCCUGCUAACAAUGUGCCUGCCAGUGUUCCCGUUGAAGCCCCCCCCAAACCGGCAGAGAAGAUUGCAUCUGCCCCCCCCAGGGGCCCCUCAAAGGCCGGCAACAUCACAACCUUCUCCGGGGAGCCCAGUGUCUGCCCUCGUUGCAAUAAGAAGGUGUAUUUUGCGGAGAAGGUGACUUCCCUGGGAAAGGACUGGCACCGGCCUUGCCUGCGCUGCGAGAGGUGCAACAAGACCCUGGCAGCAGGAAGCCAUGCAGAGCACGAUGGACAGCCAUACUGCCACAAACCAUGCUAUGCCGUCCUCUUUGGGCCCAAAGGGGUUAACACUGGAGGAGUUGGCAGCUACAUCUACGACAAAGAGCCAAGCACUGAAACUCAGCCUUAAGGGAUCUGCCUCAUGAGCGACACUGUCUAACACCAACACCCUCCUCUUCAGGCAUAAAUACGUACUGCUAUAAUCCUUAAGCAAAUCGCCCAGCUCACCUGACCUCUGUGGUGUUUACCCACUGUAUCACAGUCUUUCUUAAUGGCAGGGACCUAAUGCAUUCAUAUAUAUGUGCAUGUCGCAGUGAGAGCAUGUAAGACACUCUGUCAGGCAGCCGUACGCUUUAUGCAUGGAAUCACCCUCUUUUCUGAUGGUGUAGUAAAUGAAUGACAAAACAAAAGAAAUUGUUGCCAUACUUUAAAGUCUGGAGGUCUCACCUUCCAGAGAAUGCACAGAUAUGACAAGGCUCCAGUUCAAAUGGACUUCAGUGUUUUUACUAGACAAAAGUAUGCAAAGGAAAUGAUGAAAUGCAUAUAUAUACCUGGCUCAAGAAAGAAGACAGUAAUUUAUGAUUAAAAUUAUCCCUGUGGUUUUUCUCCCAUCCACAAUCCAAUUUGCAAUUCUUGGUAAUAGGAAGUAGCCAAUAGAAACUUAAUUGUCCUUAAUACAUUUUCUGAAAGAAUGUGCUUUAGUACUAUAUUGCUGUCAUUAGAUGAUAUUAAUGACCAUUUUUCUGUAAUAGAGCUUUAAACAUUAUGACUUUGAAUUAGAAAUAACAUAUGCCUCAAUCCAUGUCAUUUUUAACAAGAUUUAUAUAGUGUGUCAUUUUGUAUUUUUGCUGGUUUUUACGACCCGCGCUACAUUGAACACUGUAUUCUGUAUGGUUUCCAGCUCAUUGAAUUUCAUUAAAAUGCAUGUAAGAAUCAACUUUAAAUAAAUUCAUACAAUUAAAAAAAUAAUAAUAAUGGAUGGAUGGAUGGAUGGAUAAUCCUCAGUAAGUGCUUAUCUGGAGCUAAGGCAGGUGACAAUACAGGGGACGUCUGUCCAUCACAGGACAUAAGGCAGGUGAUGCCAUAGAGGGAACGUCUGUCCAUCACAGGACAUUAUCACUUUCACAUGCUAGUGCAAAUUAGAGUGACAAAUUGUUUGUACCAUAGAUGGAAAUACAGACAAGUUAUAGUCCCUGAUAUAGUAUAUUGUCAGCACUUCAAGGUAAUAAUGAAGAAGCUGGUUUUAGGUGGGUCAUAUUUGCGUAAUAAGAUAACAGUAUACAGUAUGUUACGCUGCCUUGACAAGCAGAAGUUCUCAGUCCAACCCUUCUGUUGAGCUCAUCUGCUUUUAGAAUCAGCAGACUAGCCCUUUGAUUACAUGAAUGACUAUUUAGCGCUUAUCUGUCUCACCCAUUAAAUCAGUUGCACGUCAGAAGGAAUAUUUGAGGUAACUGUCAAACUUAAAAGCACUGGGUUAGGAUUUCAUUCACCUGUGGCAGCACGCAGAGAAUUGUUGAGGGGAGCAGUGUUGUUUUAUUCUGUAAUAACAUACAGAGCUGACAUGGAAAAACAAGACAAGAUCAAACUAUAGAAAUUUGUACGUCAUGUUCCAUACUGUCUGGGUGAAGCACAUAUCAAAGGUUGUAUGUACCCCACUUUUCAGAUUUACAUCAGCCCUGCAAAAAAGUGUUUUCACCAUGAUGCGAGCCCAUAGUGAUACAGGCAAACAGGUAUGUCUGCAUAACUCCCUCGAACAGUGAACAUUUAUAUCAAUCUGAUUGCAUAACUGGCUGAAACUGCAAGAAGGGAAUUAAAACAUGUCAAAUAUU